This is a messenger RNA of Quercus lobata, 585 nucleotides long. RefSeq lists its product as uncharacterized. NCBI's taxonomy places the organism in Eukaryota, Viridiplantae, Streptophyta, Magnoliopsida, Fagales, Fagaceae. The transcript has a single exon. The record is from RefSeq and is a predicted model, not a curated record. Bases 1 to 585 code for a protein of 194 amino acids.
AUGUUUGUAGCUCGGCCACCUGUCGAGGACCUUAACUCUAAGCCAAAGAGGGCUAGGAUAGAGAUCCAACUAGCAUUGAGUUUCUUGGAUGAGGAUAAGGUUGGAACCAUACAACCAUAUGAUGAUGUCUUGGUGGUCACCCUUAGGAUAGGGGGGUAUGAUGUGAAGAGGGUGUUGGUGGAUCAAGAUAGCGGGGCAAAGAUUUUGUACAUUGAUUUGUACAAAGGGCUAAACUUGAAUCUUGAGGAUUUGACAGCUUAUGAUUUACCUUUGUUAGGCUUUGAUGGGAAAGUUGUUGUUCCAAGGGGUCAGAUUAGACUACCUGUGCAAGUAGGUUUAAAAGUGGUAGAGGCGGACUUCAUUAUGGUGGAUGCUUAUUCUUCUUACACAACUAUUAUGGUCAGACCCUGGCUUUAUGACCUAGGAGCCGUUUCUUCCACUUUGCAUUUGAAAAUGACAUAUCCGUCUAGGGACCAAAUUAAGGAGCUGGUUGGAAGCCAGUCCGUGACUAGGCAAUGCUUGGUGGCUGCAAUAAUGCAUCAGCCCGAAGUUAAGUCCUCGGCCUCUGUUGAGAGGGGUUUAUAG